Molecule: messenger RNA, 1584 nt
Organism: Cyclopterus lumpus (lumpfish)
Lineage: Eukaryota; Metazoa; Chordata; Actinopteri; Perciformes; Cyclopteridae
Product: solute carrier family 22 member 5-like
Exons: 10
Coding region: 1-1584 (527 amino acids)
Biological process (GO): transmembrane transport
Cellular component (GO): membrane
Molecular function (GO): transmembrane transporter activity
Source: RefSeq, a predicted model, not a curated record
AUGCAGGAUUACGAAGACUCCGUUGCUUUUCUGGGCCAGUGGGGACGUUUCCAGCAGGUCGUCUUCUUCCUGCUCUGUUCCAGCAUUCUGCCCAAUGGAUUCGGUGGUUUCUCUGUGGUCUUCUUGACUGACGCUCCUCGUCACCACUGCCUGGUUCCUGAAGUCAACUUGACUCAAGACUGGAGCAACGCCGUCAUCCCGAUAGAGCAGCUGAGCAGAUGCAGCAGGUUCAGGCUGGACGUGGUCAGAAAUCUCUCUGCUCAGGGAUUGGUUCCUGGCCGGGACGUCAACCUCACGGACCUGGAGCAGGAGGGCUGUGUGGACGGGUGGAGCUACAGCAGAGACGUGUACCAGUCCACCAUCGUCUCGGAGUUUGACCUGGUGUGUCGAGAGCAGUGGAAGCAGCCGUUCACCUCAACAGUUUUCUUACUGGGAGUUCUUGUUGGAUCCUUCUUCUCAGGACAGCUCUCGGACAGGUUUGGAAGAAAGCCUGUUUUCUUUGGCACAAUGGCACUUCAGACAAUAUUUUCUUUUUUUCAACUCUUUUCUACUUCAUGGAUUGUGUUCGCCAUCCUCGCCUUCAUCAACGGAAUUGGACAGAUCUCCAACUAUGUGGCUGCUUUUGUGCUGGGCAAUGAGAUCUUGACAGGCGAUGUACGGGUCCUGUUCUCAUCUCUGGGUGUGUGUCUGGGGUUUUCCAUUGGCUACAUGAUGCUGCCUCUUUUUGCUUACUUCUUAAGGGGCUGGAAAUCUCUCCUGCUGGCUAUCUCUCUGCCUGGCCUGCUCUACAUACCGCUGUGGUGGUUCAUCCCAGAGUCUCCUCGUUGGUUGCUCUCUCAGGGAAGAGUGGAGGAGGCCGAGAGCAUCGUGAGAAAGGCUGCUAAAUGGAACAAGGUUCAGGCUCCACUGGUCAUCUUUGAAGAUUACGACAUACAUGUUGAUGAGACGAAGACACACCUGAAGGAACAGCACAAUGUCUUCAACCUGGUGAAGACAAAAAACAUCAGAAACACGACGGCCAUUCUGUGCCUGGUGUGGUUCACUUUGAGUUUGGGAUACUAUGGCCUGUCCCUGAACACAUCCCAACUUCAUGCUAACCCCUACAUCAGCUGCUUCCUCUCAGCAGCUGUAGAGGUACCAGCAAACAUUUCCGUCUGGCUGGCGCUGCGAUACUUCCCACGGCGGCUUUCUGUUAUUUCUAUUCUGCUCGUUGGAGGAUUGUCGCUGUAUUUCCUUCAACUGGUGCCUGAAAGUUUAUCAGAACUGGCUGUUGCUCUGGAGAUGGUGGGUAAAUUUGCCAUGACCGCUGGUACAUCCCUGAAUUUUGCCUACACUGCAGAGCUUUACCCAACAGUGCUCAGGAACACAGCGACAGGGACGUGCAGUGCUUUUUCCAGAGUGGGCAGCUCACUUGCACCUUUUCUGUCACAGCUAAGUGCAUACUUUAAGUUCCUGCCUUAUAUUGUCAUGGGGACUCUGGCUGUUGUGUCUGCCUUUGCUGUGCUCUUCCUUCCAGAGAGUUUAGGACGACCUCUACCUCAAACUAUUCAACAGAUGCAUGAAAGAGAAAGGUGGGUUCCUUAA